GCAGGCAGCUAGUAACCCGCAACGCUUGAUGGCGGGCAUUAUUUUCAUUCAAAGCAAACAACCACCCAGAAGAGUAGUUAGGCUUCUUUUUCUCCGGGCUUCGACCGCGCGCUGUUCAAGGCUCAGCAGAAAAUCGGGCGAUAAGCAGAACAUCCACAAUUCCGUUAACUAGUCCACGUCUAUUUGCUGGGCCAUCCUCGCUCCUUCUGGGUGCCCUAGUUAAAACCGAGCAACCGACUAAACUAAAGUCAUGAACGCCGCGAUGCAGCCCAACUACCGUGGAUACCCCCCGACCACUCACCAUCGUCCUCCUGCCACUCCGCGUCGAGGUGUCCCAAUCCCUGGCCCCAUGAUGCCGGUCCCUCUCGCACAACAUGCAGUUCCGAACCCUCAGCUCGCUCAGCGCAAUGUCCCCAAUCCUAUAGAUACUGCCUUGCGACGGAGUCGGAAACCAACAGACAAAAAUCUUCCAGAUGGGUUGGAGGAGUCAAUCAUAGGAGAUGGUGUUACCCAGUACAAAAAUAUGCGAGAUGUCGAGAAACGUCUGGAUGCGGCGAUGAUGAGGAAGAGAUUGGAUAUUCAAGAUUCCGUCAAUAGAUCCGUGAAAAGAUUCCGAACGUUGCGGGUAUGGAUCUCGAAUACCGUAGAAAACCAGCCGUGGCAGCGGGAACCAGGACAGGACGGUAACGGGAGCGGGCGUUACAAGGUCAAGAUCGAAGGAAAGUUGCUUGAUAACCAACCCGAUACCUUUGAUUCAGAAGGAAGCGACAGCGACGACGAACAAACUAAGACGAAUGGCCAGAGAGACCCAGAUGCGAUGGAGGAGGACUUGCCGCAAAAGCAGAAAAAACGUACCAAGAAACACUCUCUACCACAACGGAAGCGCCUGUCCCAUUUUUUCAAGUCAAUCACCGUUGAACUUGAUAAAACCGCGCCCUCUGGCGUCGCAGAUCUAGCGACUAUCAAUUGGACAAAACCUGCCAUACCUUCCAGUGCGGUGUCAUUACCCCCCAGCGCGGAUUUUGACUCUCUUGAGUUUUCUCGGGCUGCGGAAGUCAAUCUCAAUGCCACAAUCAGUCUCGUAAGAGACGAGAACCCAGAGCGUUUCAAGCUAAGCAAAGAACUAGCGUCCAUCCUGGAUACGGAUGAGGAAGCCCGCGGCGGCAUUGUCCUCGGCAUAUGGGAGUAUAUAAAAGCGAUGGAGCUUCAAGAAAGUGAAGAAAAACGCGCAGUACGAUGCGAUGAUCGACUGAAAGCCCUCUUCAACCGAGAUAAAAUGUUCUUCCCCGCCAUCCCCGACAGCGCCAGCGCCCACACCUCUCCCCUCGACCCCAUCAAACUCCCCUACACAAUCCGCGUCGACCGCGAAUUCCACACCAACCCAACACCCACGGUCUAUGACAUCCGAGUCGCCGUCGAUGAUCCUCUCCGCGCCAGAAUGCUCGCAAUCACAACGACACCAGACUACCCCAACAUGCUCCGUCAAGUUGCCAGUCUCGACGACCAACUCGCCCUCGUUGUCCAGGCACUCACGCACUCCAAGGCUAGACACGCAUUCUUCCAAUCGCUGAGCCAAGACCCGGCGAACUUCAUCAGGCGCUGGACGAGUAGUCAGAAACGGGAUUUGGAAGUUAUUAUGGGCGAAGCGACGCGCGGUGGCGGGGAGGAUGGGAGUGGGGCGGAGUUUAGACGCGGGGGAACGAACAGUGCUUGGGAUACGCCUGUUGCUGCGGAAGCGGUGAGGUAUAUGCUUGCGAAGCCGGGGCGGUAGGUCCAGAGACGCAGAACGGAGAUAGGGAAGGUUGUUGUGAAAACUCGAGUUUUUGAGUUGGGUUGGGUUUCCCAAAUUCAGGAACCUCUACGAAGCACUGAUUACACUGCGACGAGUUAGUUCCGGACCCUGUGAAGGCUCAGAUUAGAAGGGGGGAUGGAUAUGUGAAGCCUAUAUUAAUCUUUUAUGAUAGUUUUGGCUCGGCGUGAAAUUUCAUUUGAAUGGGUAGAUGGGAUUAUUGUUCCUUCUAUAAAGAUUCAAUUUUCAAUUUUUAUUCUCCAUAAGAAUUGUACGUGUACUGAGUAAAGCCAUGAAGUUGGAUAUAUCUAAAGUAUCCCCACUUGAUGCAAGUAUAGAUCUUGAAUAUGAGUCUUGAGAAGAAUGUGAUAAAAAUAGAAAUUGAAAGCAUAAUAGCUAUAAAAGAAUUCUUUAACAACUAUAAUUCAUUUUUUACAGAAAUGAAAAAGUAAGAAAAGAAAUACUCCAAUUUGAGAUAUGUGAUUACAGCCA
Molecule: messenger RNA, 2281 nt
Organism: Blastomyces dermatitidis ER-3
Lineage: Eukaryota; Fungi; Ascomycota; Eurotiomycetes; Onygenales; Ajellomycetaceae
Product: 26S proteasome regulatory subunit N6
Exons: 4
Coding region: 251-1771 (506 amino acids)
Biological process (GO): regulation of transcription by RNA polymerase II
Cellular component (GO): nucleus; SWI/SNF complex
Source: RefSeq, a predicted model, not a curated record